AUGAAUGCUGACUCAAUUCGUCCUUCUCCUUCAGUAUCUACGGAAGAAUCUCAUCCAUUAUCCUUACCACUAUUUUUAUCAUCGUCAUCAUCAUCAUUAAGACCACUACGUGAACGUAAUCGAACAAAUCUUAAACGACGUAUUAAUUUAUCACGUAGUCAAGUAUUUAGUAAUGAUUUUGAAAAUGAAGAUAAUAUUUCAACAACAAAUAAUAUUAAUAAAACGACAAUAAUAACAACUAAUUCUCAACCUCCAUCAACACCAACUACUCAUACACAUACAGAACUUUAUUCUAAAACAAUUAGUCCAACAACUCCAUCACCUAUUCAUACCACAGUUACAUGUAGUCAAGUAUGGGAACGAUUAGCAUCAAAUGAAGAACAUCAAAAUUCUACAUCAUCUAAACCAAAUAUAACACCAACAAUAUCAACAUCUAGUUUACCAACACAUAUUUCUUUUUCAUAUGAUCCUAGUGAUAAUGAUGAUGAAGGAGACGAUAUACCACAAGAUAAUAAAGAUGAUUUUCAUUAUGUACCUGUUAGUAGUCAAUCAAAACUUGUUCAAUUUCAGUUUUUAACAUUUGCUAGACAACAACAAUUAAAUUUACAUAGUGAUGAUGAAGAAAAAGACGAUACAAUUAUUGGUCCAAAUAUGCCAGAAGAUGAUGAUGAAAAAGAGCAAGAAGAGGAAGAAAUAGAACAAGAGAAUCGUGUAUCAAAAAAACGAAAACGAUCAAUAUCAACGACGAAUUCACUCGAUGAUAUUCCUGCUCUUCCAACAACUAGCAAUGAUACAAUUGCAUCAUCAUCAAUAAGCAAACAACCAUGUACAAAAAAACCUAGAAUAAAAGAUCCUAAUGCAAAUUUUCAACGUUUAAAUAUGCGAAAAAAACAUUUUUCACAUGCUAAAAAACAUCAAGUUGCUAAACACAAGCGUAAUGCAUUCUAUCGUCGAAUGCGUCAUGCCGGUGGUAAUAAAUAG
Rotaria sp. Silwood1 is the source of this 981-nucleotide messenger RNA. The record is from the annotation of a GenBank genome assembly. Lineage: Eukaryota; Metazoa; Rotifera; Eurotatoria; Philodinida; Philodinidae.